AUGAAACACUGCUGUGAUCGCUGCACCGCCUUGAUUGCCCCGCCUCGCCCGACUUUGCCUCAGCCAUCGCUUGCUUUAAUGAAGAAAAGCAAAACUAAAUUCAAGAAAGAAAUACUUCGUCGGUGCAAACUUGAACUAUCAAGCCGCCCACAGCUCACCCAUGCCCCCGUCGCCCACCCACGCCCCCCCGAUGCUCACCCACGCUCCCCAUCGCACACCCACGCCUCCCACAGCCCAACCACGCCCAUCACAGCUCACCCAUGCCACCCACCGCCCACCCACGCCCCUCACAGCUCACCCAUGCCCCCACCGCCCACCCAUGCGACCCACAGCUCACUCACACCAUCCAUAGCUCACCCACACACAAUCCUGUCCCACGCCCUCCUGUACCACUCGUCUUCUAUAUCAGUUAAACCAUCUACUCACCAACGGUUCUCACGUCAGCCACACCAUGCAACACUACCCACACCACAUUCACCACACCAUCUGCGCCUCUGCCCCACAUCUGCCAUGCAUCCACGCACGCCUCGCCAUGCCUUGCGCCUGACUGAAGCGUGCAGCCCCAAGCCGUAA
Molecule: messenger RNA, 573 nt
Organism: Scylla paramamosain (green mud crab)
Lineage: Eukaryota; Metazoa; Arthropoda; Malacostraca; Decapoda; Portunidae
Exons: 1
Coding region: 1-573 (190 amino acids)
Source: RefSeq, a predicted model, not a curated record